Messenger RNA from Pseudoliparis swirei, 2234 nucleotides. RefSeq names its product bone morphogenetic protein 7-like. Gene Ontology annotation, cellular component: extracellular region. Lineage: Eukaryota; Metazoa; Chordata; Actinopteri; Perciformes; Liparidae. Gene Ontology annotation, molecular function: growth factor activity; cytokine activity. Bases 138 to 1406 code for a protein of 422 amino acids. The record is from RefSeq and is a predicted model, not a curated record. The transcript is spliced from 7 exons. Gene Ontology annotation, biological process: SMAD protein signal transduction.
UGAUGAGGGAACGCUCUUCUGUGUUGAUAUAUGUUGUUGUGUGCUGCUCCUACCAGGAAUAGGGGAACCGUGAAUGCAGGAAGGCGCAUCCCCCGAUCCUGACUUUCGAGGAUAUUAUAGCCGCGCGUAAAAAAAAAAUGGCUAAAAUUGCGUCAAGCGCCCUGGUGACGAUCACAAUCCUCCAGUCGUGGGCUCACUGCGUGUGGGCCACGCAGGUCGCCUUCGCCAACUUCUCCGUGGACAACGAGGUGCGCUCCAGCUUCAUCCAGCGGCGGCUGCGGAGCCAAGAGCGCAGGGAGAUGCAGCGGGAGAUCCUCUCCAUCCUGGGGCUGCCGCAUCGGCCGCGGCCGCACGUCCACACCAAAUACACCGCGGCCCCGAUGUUCAUGCUGGACCUCUACAACACCAUCUCCACGGACGCGCAGCUGCCCGGGUACUCCCUCUACAAGCCCGUUCUGCCGACCCAGGUGUCCCCCAUGGACAGCCGCUUCCUCGAUGACGCGGACACGGUGAUGAGUUUUGUCAAUCUGGUGGAUCAGGACCAGGAUCCCCCGCACCGGCAUCACAGAAGAGAGUUCCGGUUCGACCUUUCCCGUAUUCCAGAGGGCGAAGUCGUCACGGCGGCAGAGUUCAGGAUCUAUAAAGAUUUCCUCCGGGAGCGCUACGAGAACGAGACCUUCAGAGUCGGGGUCUUCCGGGUCCUGCAGGAUCCUCCUAACGGUGAAGUGGAGCUCCUGCUGCUGCAGCAGCGGGAGGUGUGGGCCGCAGAGGAGGGCUGGCUGGUGUUUGACCUCACCGACACCAGUAACCUCUGGCUGGUCCACCCGGAGCAGAACCUCGGCCUGCGGCUGGUCCUGGAGAACAACCACGGGCAGAGGAGGAGCCCCAGACUGGCAGGGCUGGUGACCAGCAGCGGGCCUCAGGACAAGCAGCCCUUCGUGGUGGCCUUCAUCAAAGCCAACGAGGUGCGUUUCCGCAGCGUCCGCUCCGCCCACAGGGGGCGCCAGUCCCACCGCUCCAAACCGCAAAAGACGGUCCAAGACGCGAUACAGGCCGUGGAGGCUGCAACAGUUUACCGCGGCAUCUCCAAAGAGGGCUGCAAAAAGCACGAGCUGUAUGUCAGCUUCAGGGAUUUGGGAUGGCAGGACUGGAUCAUAGCGCCGGAGGGCUACGCGGCGUACUUCUGCGAGGGAGAAUGCGCCUUCCCUCUCAACUCCUACAUGAACGCCACCAAUCACGCCAUUGUGCAAACUCUGGUGCACUUCAUCAACCCGGACACGGUGCCCAAGCCGUGCUGCGCCCCCACGCAGCUCCACGGCAUCUCGGUGCUCUACUUCGACGACAGCUCCAACGUCAUCCUCAAGAAAUAUCGCAACAUGGUGGUCAGAGCGUGUGGCUGCCACUGACCCCCCCCCCCCCACACACACACACACACGCACACACCCCUCUUGCUGUGAGUUCUACAAUUUGGGGGAGGAGGAAGAGGGGGAGGGAGGCGGAAGGGAAGCAACCGGCGACGAGAGAUGCCCGGCGGGUCACCAGGGGGCCUCAGAGCCGGCUUUAAAUAAUCUGGAUUCUGGUUUUUUCAAAAAUAUAUAUUUUGAUGAGCAGCAGCUGAGCCUCCGAUGCAGCAUUCACCACCACCACAAACCAAAUAGAACUAUUGGUACCAGAGAAAGGUCGAACAAAGGGCUUUCUUUAGCUUUUCGACUUUAGGAAAGGAGUUUACUGAAAGGACGCCGAGCCCCGUGGAGUAACUUCAGAGACUCAGACGGAACAUGAAGAGGUUACUAUCUUCUGUAAUGCGCGACACAUCUCUCUCUCUCUCUCUCUCUCUCUCUCUGCGUUUUCAUCCAGGCGCUGACCAUGAAAGCAUCAGAAUAUUAAAAAAGCACUGCCUGAGUGGACAUGUGCAUUUAGGAAACCGAUUCCACGGCUCAAACAUCUUCAUCUUUCCCGUUUUGGACCCGCUGGCGCUGAACCGGUUGUUCAGCGCCGGCCACUCGGACCGCCGCUCAGGACGCCGACUGGCAGCUCGCGCGUGGGUCCGAAUGGCGCCGGAGACCGCUCACAUAACAGCGUGACGCCGGCCCAGUCGGACCCUCUAGUGUCCUUGGUCCCCGGGGCCUGUGAGAUCGGCACCGUGUCAGUGAUUCGUCUCCCCGAGACGGACCGCUGCGAUCCGAUGAAGGAUGUUCAGAUUCAAGUUAAUAAAUGGAAACUGUAAAAAACAA